This is a messenger RNA of Sturnus vulgaris (Common starling), 3314 nucleotides long. NCBI's taxonomy places the organism in Eukaryota, Metazoa, Chordata, Aves, Passeriformes, Sturnidae. The record is from RefSeq and is a predicted model, not a curated record.
AUGAGCGCCACGGACCCGCCGGGACCGGCUGGAGACGGCUCUGGCCUCCGGGGGCCGCUGCUUUCCCUCUUGCAGACGGUCCUCGAUUACCUGGCCCACAGCCACCUUUGGUCAUACUCUAAUGGCAACCUUUACAUGAUGGCAGAACCACUUAAUCUUCAACAUAAUGAAGUUGCAGAUGCAGAUUUAAGCAACAGGGUCACAGGAAGUUCUAUGGAAGACAAAACUGGUAGAGAGAACUGCAUAGCUGCAGCUGAUAAAGAAAAUACUGUGUCACAUCUUAAUUGGAUUAAUGGGAAGCCAAAGAAAUCGCAAUGCUCCUCUAAGAGUGCUUUUUCUAUUUGCUAUGAUAAGAGUUUCUUGAGUUUGUUAGUACCACCCCCUAAAGGAGGCACUUGCCAUCGUUGUGGUCUGUUUGGAAAGCUCAGAUGUUCACGGUGUCUGCAAACAUACUAUUGCUCUGCAGAUUGUCAGAAGAAAGACUGGGCAGCACACAGAGUAGUUUGUGAGCCCCUUAAACAGAAUUUAGAUAAUAGCAAAACCAAGACGGGAGUUUUUCUUAAGGAGGAAGUGAGAUUGAGUUUUGCUGUAGAUGUUGUUCUUCCAGAUUCUGAAGACGGCCUAAAGAAAGUUCCCUUAGAAAUGAAGUCUCAUUUAACUUCAGGGAGUGAUGCCAAAGGAUACUCUCCAAGAGAAUCAGAAAACCAUUCAAAGAGAAGUGAAAAAAAACUACCCGAGGUUGAAGAUGCUCCUCACUGUGCUAAUUCAGUUGCCAAGUUUGUCUCUUUAAAUAUUGGAGAUGAAUUUUCUGGUGUGGUUUCCCACAUUCAAAAUCCAGACACCUUUUUUUGUCAGCGGAUGCAAAGUGCCUGUCAACUUGCUGAGCUUGAAGCAUCUCUUAAUGAAUACUGUGACAAAUUUCCCAGUAGUCCAUCUUUCCGUCCUGCUGCUGGCAAUGUGUGCUGUGCCCAGUUCACAGAAGACAACCUUUGGUAUCGUGCUGCUGUUACAGCUUAUGCUUCUGAAAGCACUGUUUUGGUGGACUAUAUGGAUUAUGGUAACUCUGACUCUCUUCCACUGACCAGACUUCGUCCUAUAAUUCCAAGCUUAAUGGACUUGCCAGCUCAAGCCAUAAGAUGUAGCCUGGCAGGUGUAAAGCCACCAUUAGGAACAUGGACCUCAGAAGCUAUUUCUUACAUGAAAAAACUGGUGAAAGACAAAGUGUUGACAGUAAAAGUAGUGGAUAAAGAGAGUUCUAGAUCUGUGGUGGAGCUUACAGAUGCAUCAGGCACUCCAGCAAUAAAUAUAUCGAGCCUUCUCAUCGAGGAAGGCUGUGCAGCUGAGGAACUGAGCAUGGCCUUACCAGCAGCCAGAGGGAGUGAUGUUGAGCAAGCCAAGGAGGACACAAGGAACAAAAGAAUGUGCAAGUGGAUUAAAUUAACUCUUAACCAAACACUGAGUGUCAUAGUGUGUACAGUUUACAGUCCUGGAGAAUUCUACUGUCAGAUUUCAAACAGCCAUGAGUUGCUUGCUCUAAGCUCGCUUAACAAAUCGUUGUCUGAAUACUGUCAGAAAACACCACCAGAUGUUUUUGAGCCUGAGAAGGGAGACCCUUGCUGUGCUUUUUACUCUGAGGAUGGUAACUGGUAUCGUGCUGUGGUGCAAAGUAUCACUUCAGAUGGAAGUGUUCGAGUGAGCUUUGUGGACUAUGGAAAUACUGAGGAAGUACCACUGCAUAAUAUCCGACACAUCUCAUCCUCAUUCCUAAAACUUCCAUUUCAAGCAAUUAAAUGCUGGCUCUCAGGUGUAAAGCCUGGAAAUAGCAAAUGGAAUCCAGAAGCUACAAGAAGAUUUCAUAUGUGCACUUCAGGCUUAGAACUUCAAGCCACAGUAACUUCCCUUUCUGAAGAUGGGGCAGGUGUAGUGCUUACUGAUAAUUCCACAGAUUGUCCAAAAAUGAUCAAUGAGAUACUAACUUCAGAAAAACUGGUUGUAAAGGAAGUUCUACAAGAUAAAAAUUACUUUCCAAACAAGUCUGUUGACCAAAAAGAAAUCUCACUUGGGCACUGGAAGUCAAUUGAAUUGGCUGUAGAUGAAACCAUGUCUGUCUGGGUAACAGAAGUUGUAAGCCCAGACUUGUUCUAUGCUGUACCAGUUCCAAAUAAAGGUCAAAAGAAUCUCCUGAAGGAGCUGAUUUCACUGGAAGACUAUUGUAGAUCUUGUAACAAGCAGCCCUUCCAACCAAAACUGGGUGAAGCCUGUUGUGCUCAGUUUUCAGGUAAUGGCAAUUGGUACAGAGCUGUUGUUCUGGAAGCUUCCCAGUCUGCAGUGAAAGUACUGUAUGGAGACUAUGGCAGCACAGAAACUUUACCCCUUUCAAAGGUGCUGCCAAUCACUGAUUCCUAUUUAAAGCUGCCUUUUCAGACAAUUACGUGUUCACUUGCAGGAAUAGAGAAAGCUGAGUGGUCUCCAUUAGUGCUUGACAAGUUGAAAAAACUAUUAUUAAAGCAACACGUCACAAUUACAGUGAAAGGGAUUAAUGGGAAUGUUAAUUUAGUAACAGUGGAGAAACACUUGGACAAUGGUUAUGUGAAUAUAGCUGACAAACUGCUGAAGGAGGGUUUGGUCACAUCCUGCACUGCUGAAAAAUCUCAUAGUGAACAUCAAGGUAAUGGAGGUGAGACCACCUGCUGCUGCACAGAAUUAAAAGUCCAACUUGAAAAGCAUAAGCAAGUCCUACUCUUUCUUUUAAACAAGUUUGGGAAUCCAGAUGGAUUCACUGAUAUGAAAAAUCUGUUGAAGCAGUAAAUCUCUGACAUGCACCAUUUCUUUUGCAUGUCCACCAAGUUGCUGCAGUUCCUUUUUUAGAAGAUCAAGAGCAUCAGGUUAAAAAAUGAGAGUCACUUUGUAGAAACUGUGCUGUUUAAGUACCUGCAUUUAUCUGUAUGCUUGGAUUGUUACUGUGACACAAGUAUGUAACUUAGAGGAUUGAAAAGCUGCAAGCUAGAAUUUCUGUUCUGUUCUCGUUUUAUUGCACCAUGUGCUACUAAACUUUUUGCUUGUAUUUUCUUGUUGAAUGCACAGAAGUUCAUGGAAUGGCCAUUACAUUGUGAGUCUGUUCUGCAGACUUGCAUUUGAAAUUAUUGUAAUUGUAAGGCUCACUUAACUUUGGUGCCAUUUAUAUUACUUGAAAAACUAUCUUUUUUGAUUACUCAUCUUUCAACCUAAUUUCUGGUCUGAAGUUAGACAGAGAUUUGUUCUUCAUAAACUUGAUUUCAGCAUCAUUAAAGGUUGAAUGCUGUCUUGGACUGCAU